UGUCACUGUGAGAAUAAGUGUUAUCUAUGAGUAAGAUAUAAUCAAAUGUCAAUGUUAAAAAAGGUGAUGUUUUAUAUUAAUUAGAACAAAAUCUUCUAUUGUUAUCUAUAUGUUUAGUGUUUUUUCGAGAGUAAUUGUUACCUAAAAAUAGUAUAUAAUAUUAUCGUUAUUAGUUUUUCUAAUCUAGAUUAUCAAACAUUUUUCUAUAAACUUUUUCAAGUUUGUUUUUUUUGUUCAGAUUGAGAAUUUAACAAUGGUACUUGAUUAGAAUUGGAAUAAGGUAAAUUGAAUUGAUAAAUCGAGAUCUAUUCGACUAGAAUAGAUCCAACAAAUUAAAACAAAACAUAUCUAUCGAACAUUUAUUAUCUUUAAAUGAAUUAUUUCUAAAUUUCAACAUUGAUUUAAUGAUAGAAAUCUUUCGGAACUUAUCUACAACCUAUAAGUUUAAAUAAAACAUCUUUUUCUAUAACAUCUAUAACAUAAUCAAUGAUAGUCUUUAUGGAACGUGAGUACCAUGCUGGUUUAUCUUUUAAACUAAACGAUAUAAGGAAUAAAAUGAUGAUAUUUAUCGAAAUUAUUGAAUAUGAAUAUCUAUCAAACCGACAAUAGACUAUUCUAACAAAUAAACAAUUCCUUUUAGCUUAAAUAAAAAUACAGAACGAUUUAAAAACCAUAAGAAUUUAUUUCUUUUAAAAAAACCGAUAUAAAUUCUAUAUGGAAAUAAUAAAAUAGAUAGUUGAAAAUCUGUUUUAUUUCUUAAACGAACUGGCAAACUGAUUGAUAUAGAUUGAUUUAUAAGAGAAAUAAUAGACUCAGUAUAGAAUAGAUCAAUAAAAUUAAAUCUUAAAUCAAAAAUCAACAAUUUAUCGUUUUGUCUAAACGAGAUUUUUCUUUUAUUUAAUUGAAUAAGAUUUAAUUAUUAGAGUUUAAUCGAUUAUUUAAUAUAAAUAGAAAUGAAAGAUUCUACAUUGUGGAUUAAUAAUAUAUAUAUCGAUUUAUAUUAACUAAUAGAUCUAAUAUAUGGUUACAUUGAAUUAAUCGAAAUAUUCUCUAUUAUCUUCUAUCAAGAUCUUAUAAAUAAUUAUUAGAUUAAUAAUAAAAAUAAUUCAACGAUAAUAUUAUACACUAUUAUUACGAAUUCUCUAUCGAUCAGUAAAAACAAAAAUCUAUUCUUAACUGCAAUACAAUGAUAAAACUCUUCCUAUAUCAAUAUAUAAAAUGUUUCCUACGAUCUUUAUUUAAUAAAUCAAUAUGAGUAGAAAACGUAUGAAAGAUUUUUUUUUUCUUUUCUUUUUUUUGUACUCUAUUUCGAUGUAAAGAGAAUAGGUAUGUCAUCAGAAUAUUCUUUAAUAAGAUAAUAAAAUAUCGUAUGGAUAUAGAAAUUUUAUUUUAUCAUUUUAUUAUAUAUAUAUAUAUUUAUACCUACAGAUAAUUCAAUAUUAAUUCGAAAAUAAUAUUUCUGCUUCUGAACAAAUUCGUUUUUUUUUCAUUGAAUUUUAUCAAGAAAUUUUGUGUUUUUAAUAUAAAUCGUAAAUAUUCUAUUGAUAGAUGAAUAAUAUCAUAAAUAGAAUUUGAAAGAGAAGAAAUAUUUCGUAGAGAUUAUUUUAAAUCUUAAUAAUUAUCUUAAGGAUAAAAUAUCCGAGAUAACAACAUAACUCUUAGAGAGAUUUAUAAUGGUACGAUCUUAUAUCAGUUAGAAAUGAUGAUAAACGUUUAUAUAUAACUUAUUCUUCAAUUUUUUUAUCACAAUCUAUAAUAAUAGGAUAAUCAACAUUUUAAAUAAUAAAGAGACGUUAUUAUUGAUAUUAAAUGAUAACGAGCUAGGAUAAUAUGUUAAUAAAAGUAUAAGAUGAUAUUCUUCUUCUUAUAGAAACGAUAUAUCGUAUGAUAAAAUAUUAUUUUUAAUAUAGGUCAUAUACACAAACAGAUUUUAUGUUCUGCUUACAUGUAAAUAAAGGAGAAUAUGAAAACGAUGGAAAAUAUUUCUAAUUAACGUAUUAUCGUCAAAUCAUAUCUCAACGGUAAACAUUUCAAGUUUAAACUCGAGAAUAAAUCGUUUCCUACUAUUCCUAAGUCGGACUAAAGUAUUGACUUUAAAAAUCUCGUCAAAAUCUCCUAUCUCAACAGGAAUAAGUUGACGAUCCCAACUACCGAUGUCCAAGAUAAACGUUUUUUUUCUCUUUUGGUUUUGUGUCCCGAUAAAAUAUUUGUUCUAGUGAUCUCGGUCUAGAUAAACCUAUUCGAGAAUUAAUUCAUAUAACAUCUAAACGAACUUUUCCUAGUUCGUUUUUUUUUGUGAGUUAUUUGGUCGAUGAGUUAUCUCUUGAUUCUGAUUGUAGGCAUCGAUAGUCUUAAUUAUUUUCAUAUUGUUGAGAGAUUAUUAGAGUUUCCAUGAUGAGUAUACUUACAAUUGAAAAGGUCCAUCAUUUAUCAUGGAAUCGAAGAUAAAAAACACGAUAAGAAUUUAAUGUUAGAUUUACUGAUAACAAACUAUUAUAAUCUUAUAGAUGAUUAUCUUCAUUUCUAUAUAAUUAGUCUCGAUUAAAGAUAAAAAAAAAUAUCAAUGUUAAAAGUUAAUUUGUUAUUGAUUGUUAAAAAUGUGUUAGUCAGAUAAAAUAUUCGAGUUGAAUAUCUCGUUAUAUAAAUGAUGUCACUCGUUAAUAGGAGAAAUAACAAAUGAUUUUUUUUCUAAUUGUUUAUCGUGUUUUUGUCAAGUUUGAAAAAGUAAUAAAUCUAUUAUAUUUAUUAUAAUUAUCUAGAAGAUGAAUAUUUAUUUCUAUAAUAUGUUCAAUCUAUUCUAUAGAGAAUGAUUAGUUAUUAUUUUAUUUAGAAUAUAAUUCUUAUUUAUAAAUAGCUAUUUAAUAGCUAAGUGUGUUUUUUUCGUUGAUAGAUAUAAAUGUUUUGUUAGUCGUUGUUUAUAUAAAAUAGGUGAACAAGAUCUUUCUCGUCAUUUAAAUAUUUGAUUUAUUGAUAAGAGUUCGUUCUUAUAUUCGUGGUGGACAUAGUCAAUAUCGUUUUGAAUAAAUAUUCUGCUAUUAGAGGAUAACGAUUAUCAUCUUAUUCUACCUGAUAAAUCUUGUUUAACAUAAAGAAAUAUUUAUGAAAACAAAAUUCUCUAAACAUAAUAUAGGAUCUUAUUGUGAACAUAGUCAUAACAACAUGUUUAAAUGGAAAAUGAGGUGAAAAUAAAAACAAAAAAACUUCAUGUUCGACUAGGUAUUCAAGGUUGAUGUUAGAAUGGUAAUUUAAUAAUAUUGAUUAUCAAUAUAUUAGUAUAGAUGGUAGUGAUAGACGAUAUUAUAAACGAUUUUGUUCAAGGAUAAUCAGGCCAACCUAGAAUAAUUUAUUUUCAUUUCAAAUAAUUAGCUCAUCUUCGAUUAGGAACAAAACGAAAGAAAACAAAAAACGUUUUCAAUUAUUUUCUAUUCGUGGAAGUUUACAUCGGAACGAUGAUCAAUCACUGAAAAAUAAUUUAUUAAAAAUCUUCGUUGAAUUUUUUCAGUUUGCAUAAAUAAGUGAUCAGGUAAAUUACUCUUGAAAUCAGUCUAUCGAGCAUUGAAUUUAUUCUAUGUAAAACUUAUGAUAGAAGAUUUUGAAAAGUAAUCGUUUCCUAGAAUUAAUCAAUGAGCAUUUAUUCUUUUUCUAUGUGUUAUUGGAUGGUUUAUUGCUGGACAAGUUAUUGUAUUUGAAGUUAAAUUACGUGUUGAAUUGUUUGAUCCUGAUUUACCUGAAUAUUGUAAUAAACAUUUAUAUAAAGCUGCAUAUGUACUUAUUUUUGUUGAUUAUCUCAUUAUUCUUUUUGUUGUUAUAUUUGGUGCACUUAGUUCUAUGUCAUCUCCUGAGGAAAUGAACAAAACGAAAUCAAAACGUCCAAUUCGUCAAACACAAAAAAAAUAA
Messenger RNA from Rotaria sordida, 3897 nucleotides. The record is from the annotation of a GenBank genome assembly. NCBI's taxonomy places the organism in Eukaryota, Metazoa, Rotifera, Eurotatoria, Philodinida, Philodinidae.